AUGUCUGCCUACGGGAAGCCGCAACCACCACAGCUUCAUGGCUACGAAACUUCUCGAUCAUAUCCAGAGAAUGCAUUUCCAUACCAAACCUCUUCAUAUGGAACGCAAUCUUCAAUUCCAACAUCUACUCCGGCACCAGUUUACCAUAAUGCCGGGCAGAUGACUUCACUAGGUUAUGGAUCGGGUAGCACACGUACUACUUACGAUGAGCAAUCGGGACCUUACUUGAAUGUUGGGUCUACGCCGAUACCCGAAGUUACAUCUUUCUCGCCCCAGCGGGGAAGUCAGGGUACUCCAGUGAGCGUCUACAUAACUACUUUGUACGAGUUAUUAACCUCGAACUCGCCGACCUUUUAUUUGGUGUUUGGACAACAAAAAUGCCAGGCCUCAGUAAGAAAAAUGAAUCAGUCGGGAGGGGUUUGCACUUAUAUCUUGGCCUGUGAAGUUCCUCAAUUCGCAUCUACAAAUUGGUCUUCUUCUAGAGUACCAGUAUCAAUGUUCAUGGAAGGUGAUGGAGAUGUUAUUUCCAAGGUCGAUGUCGGGGAUUUCACUUUCGAAAGUGAUGUACACUCACUCGAGGGAACUAGGAAGCGGAAAAUCUCGACUGAAUCUGCGGAAUUGAUGAGGAGUCCACCCAAACGAAACUCCCAACAGCUGAAGCCAAAGGAGGAAUUCCCUUAUGCAUUCUCUUCAAGUGAUGGCUCGCCAUCCUCAUACUCACCAUACCUUCAAGCAAGUUCUGCCUACAGUGGCAUGAUGCCUCAGUACAAUAGAUCCGGUGCCUACUCAACCCAGUCAGCGCCUAGAAAUAUGGGUUAUGGAUAUGGAAGUUCUUCAACAGCGUCGCCACCCACCCUGAAAGCUCAUUCUCCGCACGUAUCUAGUUGGAACUCUGGCUACGCGACGAUCGGUUCAAGUAUGGCGCGAAGCCCUGGAUUGCCAUCCAACUCGAUGCAUCGAUCAAACAUGUCAUCCUUGCCGUCUCCCGGCAACCCAGCCUUGAUCAGAACUUCGACUUUGCAAUCUUCAAGUCCGGGUGCCACACCUCAUGCAGGUCACACGUACAAUCCUUACCCAAUGUACGCAAAUAAGGCGAAAUUGGAGAUUAGCGGAGAAUUGGGUGAUAUGAUGGUAAACAAUUGGACUGCAGAAGAAUGGGAAUCAAAGAGGCGGCUUGUUCAAUUCAAACGAUCACAAUCUGGUUGCACGAUCACGACAACUUUCAACGCUAUUUCAGCCGAUGAACGACCACCUCAAUCGGUUGUAAUCAGCUGCAUAUACUGGGAAGAAAAGAAUGAUUGUUAUGUCACAAGCGUGGAUACUAUUACUCUACUGGAAUCACUAGUCGCAGCAAAGUUUACCGUGGAAGAAAAGAACAGGAUACGGAGAAAUCUGGAAGGUUUCCGACCCGCAACUGUGUCCAAAGGAAAGCCUGACAGCGAGGAAUUUUUCAAAGUCAUCAUGGCGUUUCCUAAUCCUAAACCUCGUAACAUUGAAAAGGAUGUCAAGGUCUUCCACUGGAAGGAUUUAGGUCCAGCUUUGAAGAAAAUUAUCAGCAAAUAUUCCGCCAGUCCUGCUUCAACUCUUCCACCCACACAUGCUCCUGCCCUUCUGACACCUGUCAGCUCCACUGGUUACGCUACGGAAGCUUCCUCUGCAGGCUUACCGUACGCAAGUGAUCAUCAUGGAGGAAUCUCACCCCGAUCAAUAUCAGGAUCAACAACUUCUACAUCUUACAAUUCCAACAUUCCCGCGCAAAGAGCAAUUUCACCGCAAAGUCAAAAAUCGAUAGGUUAUCAGGGUGGCCCCCCUGAUCUAAGGAUUGCAGGUGCACAAGAAUCGAGUCAUUGGCCACAAGGAACUGCACAUCACAUGCCUACACCACAACAACAAUAUCAAGCACAACUUGGAAAUGCGGCAGCCGUAGCAGCAAGCGCUAGAGGCUCAUGGGACUUAUCGAAUUAUCUUGAAAAUAGUUCCGCGACUGCCGCCGGCACUUCGGGUACAGGGGUUGAUUAUCAAGGUCAAGGUCAACAACAUCAGACGCCGAGAAACGUUGUAGAUGCUUCAAUGGCUGGCGGGGGUAGUGGAAAUCGCGCUUUGUCUUCGCUUCAACAUCAACAGCAGAGUCAGCAGAUACCGCGUACUUGA
Botrytis porri is the source of this 2151-nucleotide messenger RNA. RefSeq lists its product as uncharacterized. Gene Ontology annotation, cellular component: nucleus. The transcript is spliced from 3 exons. NCBI's taxonomy places the organism in Eukaryota, Fungi, Ascomycota, Leotiomycetes, Helotiales, Sclerotiniaceae. Bases 1 to 2151 code for a protein of 716 amino acids. The record is from RefSeq and is a predicted model, not a curated record.